CACCACUUCCCGGACAACAUGUAGAGCUCAUCGAGCCGGAGAGACGGUGAAGUGGAUUUUAUUCUGCAUCUGAAUCCAGUAGAGUCUGUUUCUACUGAGCGGGACCAGCCGGAGCCGCUUGAUCCGGAAUCAGAACCAGACUCUUGGCUCCUGUGAGGAUCCAUGGAGGGUGUGUGAGAUCUCCUCGCUGCCUGACUCAGACGUGACGGAGGAGGUGCAGAGAAACCGCAUUAAAGAUGUCUCUCGGAGGAAGAGUGUCCUCCUCUGUCCUCCUGUCUCCCAGGAGGGACACCGCGGGGCUGCAGGUUAACCCGGCCGACGUCCCCGCCCUGGAGAUCAAACUGGGAGCGCUGGUGGUGCUGCUGUCCGUCACGCUGCUGUUUGGAUUCACCCCUCUCUGCUUGGUGCGGGGGGCGGGGCGCUGCAGCGUGGACCCAGAUUCGCGGCGCCGGCUGCUCAGUUUGAUCAGCUGCUUCGCCGGGGGAGUUUUCCUGGCCACCUGCCUGCUGGACCUGCUGCCGGACUACCUGCAGGGCAUCAACGAGGCCUUCAGCAAUGCAGGCAUCACACUGCAGUUCCCUCUGCCUGAGUUCAUUGUGGCCAUGGGUUUCUUCCUGGUCCUGGUCCUGGAGCAGGUGGUCCUGGCCUUCAAGGACCAGUCGUCCUUGUACACAGAGGAGCGGCGGACUCUGCUUGUGGACUCCAGCGUCCAGGCCAACGACAGGAACGGACUUCAUCACCACCGUCACGGAUCGCACGAGGCCGAUGGCGGCCACUUCCACAUGGACAGCUCUCAGUCGGCGCUGCGAGCCUUCGUCCUGGUCUUCUCUCUGUCUCUGCACUCAGUGUUUGAGGGCUUGGCGGUGGGGCUGCAGGAGGAGGGGAAGGCGGUGCUGGAGAUCUGCCUGGCGCUGAUGAUCCACAAGAGCAUCAUCUCCUUCAGCAUGGCCUUCAAGCUGUCUCAGUGCCGGCUGCGGCGCUCCGUGGUGGCCGGCUGCCUGCUGCUGUUCGCCGUCAUGUCCCCGCUGGGUAUCGGCCUGGGUAUCGGCCUCACUGAGACCAAGGCGCUGCCGCAGCACCAGCUGGCCCGCAGCACGCUGGAGGGGCUGGCGACAGGGACCUUCAUCUAUAUCACCUUCAUGGAGAUCCUGCCGCACGAGCUCAGCUCCCCCCGGCACCGCAUCCCCAAGGUGGCCAUGCUGCUGGUGGGCUUCGCCUUGGUCACCGGCGUGCUCUUCAUCAAACUGUAACCAUGGCUACGCACGGGUUUGGCAAGAAAAUCAGUCUGCCAACGUUCAUCUGUAUCAGAGGGUUCAAUGCAGCAAACAUCUGCUUCUUCAUCACACGUCCAAGCAGCUGUUUGAGUUCUGGGAAAAUGAUACAAAUAUUUUAUGAAUGAUAAUAAUAAUAAUAAUAAUCAUUGCGGUAGACUAUUAUGUUAAACUGCUUCAGUGUGGAACACAUUGUUAUCUACACGACCACGGCCGGAUUAGCCUCCUGGGGGGCCCCUCCUGACCCCCCCCCACUUGCCAGAAACCAACCAGUACUCUGCAGCUGAAAAGAUGAUUUGAUUAAUCGAUCAAUUGACUGACAGAAAAUUAACCAUUUUCAUACCUGAUAAAUUGUUUCAGUAAAUUAUAUUAAUAAUAUUUACUUGUUUUUAAUUUUUCUAUGACAGUAAACAGAAAAAACACUCCAUGAAUAUUUUCACUUCUGGUAAUAAUGACAGAUUUAUUUUCCUCCAUUUUACUCAUUGAUUAGUUAUUAAGAAAAAUAACUGUCAGUCGAUUAAUAGUGCAAAUAAUUAUCUGUAUAAUACGACCUUGCUUGAGUGUUAAAGGUCUCUUACUUUGUGCUCCUGUGUUUUAUUUGAAGUGUUGAUCCAUCAGAAGAUAUAAAAACCAUCUCAGUGUAGUUUUACAUCUCCUCUCU
Molecule: messenger RNA, 1932 nt
Organism: Seriola dumerili (greater amberjack)
Lineage: Eukaryota; Metazoa; Chordata; Actinopteri; Carangiformes; Carangidae
Product: solute carrier family 39 member 1
Exons: 4
Coding region: 237-1250 (337 amino acids)
Biological process (GO): zinc ion transmembrane transport
Cellular component (GO): plasma membrane
Molecular function (GO): zinc ion transmembrane transporter activity
Source: RefSeq, a predicted model, not a curated record